Messenger RNA from Anolis carolinensis (green anole), 2471 nucleotides. It is a transcript of the gene rbbp4, whose product is annotated as RB binding protein 4, chromatin remodeling factor. Bases 189 to 1475 code for a protein of 428 amino acids. The record is from RefSeq and is a predicted model, not a curated record. The transcript is spliced from 12 exons. Lineage: Eukaryota; Metazoa; Chordata; Lepidosauria; Squamata; Anolidae. Gene Ontology annotation, molecular function: histone binding; nucleosome binding. Gene Ontology annotation, biological process: chromatin remodeling; regulation of DNA-templated transcription. Gene Ontology annotation, cellular component: NuRD complex; ESC/E(Z) complex; nucleus.
GCGAUUGGCCCGCGUUGGCGCGAACCCGUCCUCUCGCGCGCUCCGCGUCCCUUUCCCGGAGAGAGAGAGAUAGAGAAAAAAAAAAAACCGCGGGCCAAGCGGUGGGGAAAACAAGGAAGAGAAGGGAAGCCGGGACACUGAGGGGAAGAAGCAGAGAAGCCGCGACGGCGACGAAGAGAUUCGGCAUCAUGGCGGAUAAAGAAGCUGCCUUUGAUGAUGCAGUGGAGGAACGGGUGAUUAAUGAAGAAUAUAAAAUAUGGAAAAAGAACACGCCGUUUCUCUAUGAUCUUGUAAUGACACAUGCGCUGGAGUGGCCCAGCUUGACUGCUCAGUGGCUUCCUGAUGUAACCAGACCUGAAGGCAAAGACUUCAGUAUCCAUCGACUAGUGCUUGGGACCCACACCUCUGAUGAGCAAAACCACCUUGUGAUCGCCAGCGUUCAGCUUCCGAAUGAUGAUGCACAGUUUGAUGCUUCCCAUUAUGAUAGUGAAAAGGGAGAGUUUGGAGGCUUUGGAUCUGUCAGCGGGAAAAUUGAGAUUGAAAUAAAAAUCAACCACGAAGGAGAAGUGAAUAGAGCACGCUACAUGCCCCAGAAUCCUUGCAUCAUUGCAACAAAGACACCAUCCAGUGAUGUUCUGGUGUUCGACUAUACCAAGCACCCAUCUAAACCAGACCCUUCUGGUGAAUGUAAUCCAGAUCUCCGUCUCCGUGGGCAUCAGAAAGAAGGCUAUGGUCUGUCCUGGAACCCAAACCUUAGUGGGCAUUUGCUUAGCGCAUCUGAUGAUCAUGUUAGUAUUACUAUCUGCUUGUGGGACAUCAGCGCUGUUCCAAAGGAAGGGAAAGUGGUGGAUGCCAAAACGAUCUUCACAGGCCACACAGCUGUAGUUGAAGACGUUUCCUGGCAUUUGCUCCAUGAAUCGCUUUUUGGCUCUGUUGCGGAUGAUCAGAAACUCAUGAUCUGGGACACCCGGUCAAACAACACUUCCAAGCCAAGCCACUCUGUGGAUGCUCACACUGCAGAAGUGAACUGUUUGUCUUUCAACCCUUACAGCGAGUUCAUCCUGGCCACAGGAUCAGCUGAUAAGACAGUUGCAUUGUGGGAUCUUAGAAACCUGAAAUUGAAGCUACAUUCCUUUGAGUCACACAAAGAUGAAAUAUUUCAGGUUCAGUGGUCUCCUCAUAAUGAGACUAUUUUGGCUUCCAGUGGCACGGAUCGCAGGCUGAAUGUCUGGGAUUUGAGCAAAAUUGGAGAAGAGCAGUCUCCUGAAGACGCAGAGGAUGGUCCACCUGAACUGUUGUUUAUUCACGGAGGCCACACUGCCAAGAUCUCCGACUUCUCCUGGAAUCCCAAUGAGCCCUGGGUAAUUUGUUCUGUAUCAGAAGACAAUAUCAUGCAAGUCUGGCAAAUGGCAGAGAACAUUUAUAACGAUGAAGAUCCCGAAGGCAACGUGGAUCCAGAAGGCCAGGGGUCCUAGAUAUUAGGCCCAGUUCCUGCCUUGUUCUUCCCUCCUCCGUUGUUUUCUCCCUGCUUUGUUCUCUCUGCUUUCCCAAGAUUGUCAAUACUGCUGUUUUGAAAGACACACUCACACACACACACACUGUAUUCAAACAACCCAUUUGUAGAUACUGCCCAUUGAUUUUGCUUCUAACACAGAACUUGAACUGUUGCCAGUUGAAAAUUGAUAAGCGCAACCAUCAUGGCACCAGUGGCUUCAUCGUUGACCACUUUUCCUCUUUACAGUAUUUGGUGAAUUGAGUCAGCAUCCUCUCCUUUGAGAUGUGAUGUUUACUUUUUACAUUUUUAAUGCAAACAGUGCCCAAGUUGCAGUUCAAAUGUUAGUAAGAUCUGAACGUUUUUCUCGGAGGGAAUAUUCCAGCGUGGAGAAGAUUCUUUUAUUUUAUUAAUAUUAUAUGAUAUUUUUGGUCCCUCUGAUUAAAGUCGUGUGCAGGGCUUUUGCUCUCUCUAGUCUUGUAGUUCUGAAAUGCAAUGCAGGAUCAACUGAUUUUCUAUUUCUAGCUGUGUUUCCAUUGGCCUAGAUAAUUUCUCCCUAAGCCGUUGAACCUUCCAUCUUUUGUCGAUGGGUAGAUAAGGCAGUGGAUAUGGCUCGGAUUCAGAUAUGAUUGAGGUGCCUAAACCUGCACAUGGCUUCCUUCUUGUGUGUUUCUUGAUCUGUGUUAUCCUAUUACCUUUUGUUUCUGUGAAUUAUUUUUUUGCAUUUAAACUUGGGGGACCACCAAGUUCUAAAAGGUGUUUUGUUUUCAACUGAAUGACACACCACACACCAACUACUUAGGAUCAUCCUAGCAGUUGGUGCACAUAUUAAGGAGUACUAUGUGCAGAUAAUGUACUCUUUUUCCCUUGUAUCAAUACAUCUCCUGUGUGGGUGAACUAUUGCACCAGCAGCCCAUUUAUCUUUUCAUGGACCUGUGCAAGUGCUUCAGAUAAAAUAAAUUUGGUUUUCUAUGUAGAA